Daucus carota subsp. sativus is the source of this 2096-nucleotide messenger RNA. RefSeq names its product T-complex protein 1 subunit theta. NCBI's taxonomy places the organism in Eukaryota, Viridiplantae, Streptophyta, Magnoliopsida, Apiales, Apiaceae. The coding region runs from base 196 to 1836 and encodes 546 amino acids. The transcript is spliced from 13 exons. Gene Ontology annotation, cellular component: chaperonin-containing T-complex. Gene Ontology annotation, molecular function: ATP binding; ATP hydrolysis activity; ATP-dependent protein folding chaperone. The record is from RefSeq and is a predicted model, not a curated record. Gene Ontology annotation, biological process: protein folding.
AUGAUUUAUACUAUCGAAUUUCUUUUGAAGGUGUGAAAAAGGCAGGUAAAAGAGGCUCAAGCUCCCUUUCUAGGGCUUUUCAUUUGGUUUCCCUCUCCGCUCUCCUACUCCCACACUUUACUUGAAAUCACACACACUCUCUAUUUCUAGGGUUUAUCAUUCUCUACUCUCCUCGAUCUCAUUUGUUAAUCAAAGAUGGGGCUAUCAUCGCAAUCGUACGGCAUACAAAGCAUGCUUAAAGAGGGCCACAAGCAUCUCUCCGGCCUCGACGAAGCCGUGCUCAAGAACAUCGACGCUUGCAAACAGCUCUCAACCAUCACCAGAACUUCUCUCGGCCCCAAUGGUAUGAAUAAGAUGGUUAUCAAUCAUCUCGACAAACUUUUUGUCACGAACGAUGCUGCCACGAUUGUUAAUGAACUUGAAGUCCAGCAUCCUGCAGCCAAGAUCUUGGUUUUGGCAGGGAAAGCACAGCAAGAGGAAAUCGGAGAUGGCGCUAAUUUGACUAUCUCUUUUGCUGGAGAGCUCCUCCAGAAUGCAGAGGAACUCAUAAGGAUGGGACUGCACCCAAGUGAGAUCAUCAUUGGAUACACAAAGGCGAUUAAUAAGACAAUUGAAAUACUAAAUGAGUUGAUUGAGGAUGGUUCUGAUACCAUGGAUGUUAGGAAUAAGGACCAAGUUACAUUGAGGAUGAAAUCUGCAGUGGCUAGCAAACAAUUCGGACAGGAGGAUAUAUUGUGCUCUCUCAUUGCUGAUGCUUGCAUACAAGUUUGCCCAAAGAACCCUGCAAAUUUUAAUGUUGAUAAUGUCCGGGUUGCAAAACUUGUGGGUGGAGGUCUCCACAAUUGUGCCAUCGUCAGAGGCAUGGUUUUAAGGAAUGAUGCGGUGGGAAGCAUAAAGAGAAUGGAGAAAGCAAAGGCAACUGUGUUUGUAAGCGGCGUUGAUACUUCUGCUACUGAAACAAAAGGAACCGUCCUUAUUCAUAGUGCUGAACAGCUUGAGAAUUAUGCCAAAACUGAAGAAGCAAAGGUUGAGGAGCUCAUUAAAUCUGUUGCAGAAUCAGGUGCCAAGGUUAUAGUCAGUGGUGCAGCUGUUGGGGAGAUGGCACUACAUUUCUGCGAGCGAUACAAACUAAUGGUGUUAAAAAUCAACUCGAAGUUUGAACUAAGGCGCUUUUGUCGUACAACUGGCGCUGUUGCAAUGUUGAAGCUUGGGCAGCCUAACCCAGAUGAUCUUGGAUAUGCUGAUUCCGUCUCGGUGGAAGAAAUUGGUGGUGCCAGGGUUACUGUUGUGAGAAAUGAAGAAGGGGGGAACUCUGUAUCAACUGUGCUUCUAAGAGGUAGCACUGACAGUAUAUUGGAUGACCUUGAAAGGGCAGUUGAUGAUGGUGUAAAUACCUACAAGGCAAUGUGCAGAGACAGUCGGAUAGUACCAGGAGCUGCUGCCACAGAAAUUGAGUUGGCGAGGAGAUUAAAAGAAUUUUCAUUUAAAGAGACUGGGUUGGACCAGUAUGCUAUUGCAAAGUUUGCGGAAAGCUUUGAGAUGGUACCAAAAACCCUUGCAGAGAAUGCCGGGCUUAAUGCCAUGGAGAUCAUAUCUACUUUGUACGCCGAACAUGCAUCCGGAAACACCAAAGUGGGCAUUGACUUGGAGGAGGGUGCCUGCAAGGAUAUCUCUACCAUGAGUAUUUGGGAUCUACACGUCACCAAGUUUUUUGCACUUAAAUAUGCUGCUGAUGCUGUCUGCACUGUUCUACGGGUAGACCAGAUCAUAAUGGCAAAACCAGCAGGUGGUCCAAGGAGAGAUGCACAGCCUGCUGGACCUAUGGAUGAGGACUAAGUCGUCAAAAGGCGUAUGCAUAUGCUUAAUUUCACGAUGUAUUUGUGGUUCUCCUUAUUCAACUGGCUUCAUGUUUGCUCGAGAUUGGCUGAGAGUUUUAAUUUGCUAUUGAAUAGAUACAAUGUUAUUGUAUAUGCCAGUUCUUUUACUCCGUGGGAGUAUUGCUGGUUUAAUGUAGGUUGCUACAUUUGUCAAAUUUUGUCAGCUUAUUUCUAAUGUAGGAAUCUUUUAUUUAAAUGGAACUGUUACCGUUGUUUAAA